This is a messenger RNA of Leptosia nina, 846 nucleotides long. NCBI's taxonomy places the organism in Eukaryota, Metazoa, Arthropoda, Insecta, Lepidoptera, Pieridae. The record is from the annotation of a GenBank genome assembly.
AUGGAGGAAGUCGAUGAGCAAUUUAUAAGUGUAUACCGGAAUGAGAGGAACUAUAAAUAUCUGUUAUACACGAGGGGCAAUCCACUAACACCCCAGAUUAUAAUUCAUGGAGUAGUCAAAUCUCUGACGAAUUCACACUUCAAAAAGAAUAAUGAGAUUGUAUUUUUGGUCCACGGCUGGUUUGGGAAUGCAGACAACGAGAUGAAUAGAAUGUUAACAAAUGCAUUUCUUCGCAAAAAAGAACUCAAUAUCAUAGUAGUGGACUGGAGUGAAUUAGCCACGCGAAAUUAUUUGACUGCCAAAAGAGGUGUGGUCACCAUCGGUCUUCAGCUAGGAUUAUUCAUGAGCUGGUUAAACUAUGAAUUCGGGAUUUCGUACGAGCAAAUCCAUUUAGUCGGAUUCAGUUUGGGAGCUCAUCUAGUUGGUAAUGCUGGAAGAGCCUCGGGGGGAUUAGUGAAAAGAAUUACAGGUCUCGACCCAGCUGGUCCCUUAUGGAAACGCGACAAUAACCGUCUAAAUAAAAACGACGCGCGGUACGUGGAAGUAAUUCACACGAACACAGCGCUCUAUGGCUACUCAGAACCAUGUGGUGAUGCUGACUUCUAUCCAAACGGUGGAACCAGUAUGCCUGGAUGCUGGUUCAAUGUGUGUUCACAUAGUAAAGGCUACGAGUAUAUGGCUGCAAGUGUUUUGUUUAACCAUUUAGUGGCAAGAGAAUGCCCGAGUCUGAAAGAUGUUGAACAAAAUAACUGCUUUGGACAAUUUUACCCCAUGGGAAAUAGUCAUAUGUCCAAAUCGAGGUCAGGAUUAUUUCGAGUUAACACUGGAAAUGAUUUUCCUUUUUGA